Messenger RNA from Alnus glutinosa, 1761 nucleotides. Its product is annotated as E3 ubiquitin-protein ligase DIS1. Lineage: Eukaryota; Viridiplantae; Streptophyta; Magnoliopsida; Fagales; Betulaceae. Gene Ontology annotation, biological process: multicellular organism development; ubiquitin-dependent protein catabolic process. The coding region runs from base 563 to 1471 and encodes 302 amino acids. The record is from RefSeq and is a predicted model, not a curated record. Gene Ontology annotation, cellular component: cytoplasm. The transcript has 7 exons. Gene Ontology annotation, molecular function: ubiquitin protein ligase activity; zinc ion binding; protein binding.
CUCUUUUUCUCACCUAGAACUUUCGAAACUCUGAUUGGGCAACUCAGAAGCGAAAAGAGAGGGCCCCACUCCCUUCUGACCUUUUCCUUUUGUAUUUUCCCGAGAAAUUUCUCUCUCCUAACAGACAACCCCCCUCCGCUCCUCUCUCUCUGUCUCAACGGCUUUAAUUUGAAAUUCUCGGACGCGCACUUCGUUGUCUCCUUUAUAUUAAUCACAGCACAGUACAAAUACCAGGUUUCUAAUUCUUCAUUGCCGGCCACACACCAAACCAACCUCUAUCUCUUAGGGUUUGUGCUCUCUGAAAUGUGUUUUUGGGGCAACAUCCGCUUUUAGGGAAUCAUUUGCAAAAAGAAGAGAUGAAAAAGAGUUGGAAGCACGAAGAGGUAAAUGAGUAUCUUCAUGGAAAAAAAAACCUAUGAGCGCAUGUGAAGAGCAGAAGAGGCUGGUCAAGGAGCCCUAAAUUCCUAAUCCAGUUGGUUCCUUUUUGAAAGAAGACAAGAAAUUGAAGUUGAAAAAUAAAUUUGUUGAUUUGGCAUCUAGAGUAAGCCCCCGUAGUACUAGGAUGGCAUCUGUUUUUGAUGACAUACGGAGCAAACCCGAGGUUAUUGAUCCUCCUCAAAGUGAAGACAUGAUGGAUGUUGGUGAAAAUGUGAAUGAUCCGGCUCCAAAUGCUCUAAAACCUAAUACGACUGUUUCUAGCAGUGUCCGUGAGCUAUUGGAGUGCCCUGUGUGCUUAAACGCCAUGUACCCUCCUAUCCAUCAGUGUUCAAAUGGUCACACAUUGUGUUCUGGUUGCAAGCCCCGGGUGCACAACCGGUGCCCCACUUGCAGGCAUGAACUUGGCAAUAUAAGAUGUCUAGCAUUGGAGAAGGUUGCUGCUUCUUUGGAACUUCCAUGUAAAUAUCAGAGUUUUGGUUGUAUGGGCAUAUACCCAUAUUACAGCAAACUCAAACAUGAAUCUCAAUGCGUCUAUAGACCCUAUAACUGUCCUUAUGCUGGAUCAGAAUGCACUGUCAUUGGUGAUAUUCCUUCUCUGGUGGCCCACUUGAAAGAUGAUCACAAAGUUGACAUGCACAGCGGCAGCACUUUCAACCAUCGCUAUGUCAAAUCAAAUCCACAAGAAGUUGAAAAUGCCACAUGGAUGCUGACGGUCUUCAGUUGCUUUGGUCAGUACUUUUGUCUGCAUUUUGAAGCUUUCCAGCUUGGGAUGGCUCCGGUCUACAUAGCAUUCCUGCGAUUUAUGGGAGACGAUAAUGAGGCAAAGAACUACAGCUACAGCCUAGAGGUUGGUGGAAAUGGCAGGAAGAUGAUUUGGCAGGGGGUACCUAGAAGCGUUAGAGACAGUCAUAGGAAGGUUCGUGACAGCUUUGAUGGCCUCAUCAUCCAACGCAACAUGGCUCUCUUCUUCUCUGGGGGAGACCGAAAGGAAUUAAAGCUUAGGGUGACUGGUAGGAUUUGGAAAGAGCAGUGAAUAGGAAUUUCAGCUUUAUCUUCUUUCCCUUCUAUUUUGCCUUAUAGUAAGUAGGUCAGUCGGUUCUGGCACCAUCAUGGGUCUUCUGUUCAUGUAUUUUCUGGAAUUCAAGAGGCAAACUCUCUUUGCUUGUCCAUGCAUAAAAUACAUGAGUGGGAAGGCAUGCCUGUUAUCUAUAAUCACAAUAUAUAUCUAUUUGUAGAUGAAUUAUAGUCUGGUGCUGGUACUUUUUCCUUUUGUGUUCUUGCAUGUAUGAAUACAUCAGUGCUUGAAUAGCUUUGAAUGCCCAA